Rhododendron vialii is the source of this 2361-nucleotide messenger RNA. RefSeq names its product probable protein phosphatase 2C 52. The transcript has 6 exons. Gene Ontology annotation, molecular function: protein serine/threonine phosphatase activity. Bases 811 to 2229 code for a protein of 472 amino acids. Lineage: Eukaryota; Viridiplantae; Streptophyta; Magnoliopsida; Ericales; Ericaceae. The record is from RefSeq and is a predicted model, not a curated record. Gene Ontology annotation, biological process: protein dephosphorylation.
CCAAAUGAGCGCUACACGACCAUCGGGCCAAACCCCAAGGUCAAUUUUCUUGGUAUUCAGUUAUCAAGAAAGUUGUGGAACUCAUCUUCAACUUUUCUAAGGAAAACACUUUCUUGCAAAAUUGAUAUCGUGCAAAAAAAGAAGAAAUUCUAGAUUUUCCGUAAAUUUCUCUGUCAACAGAACCCAAAGGAAAACAGAUUUCGUUUUCCUGUGCUUCACCCCACUUACCUUGCGAAUAUAUUUCUCACACAACAUUCCCGAAAACCAAACGGUUUCUUUUGAACUUCUUAUGAUUUCAAAUGUAGUUUCAAUCAGCAACCAAGUUGAUUCACUGAAUCUUGGAAUUAUCUUUCACUUUCUGCACAAGGAAGACACUUUUACUUGAUCUCUGGUCCAGCUUUUCCUUGUCUGCUUUGACAAAAUCCGUUCCUUUGCUUUGUCUUUUUUCUGCUUUACCUUCUUUACUUUUUGAUAUGCUCCGGAGAGGGAAAAUCGUGUUUGAAUAAAUGUUCUCUCUUUUGGGAGAUUGAAUUCAGGUGAAGGUUGAAAUCUUGCCUGGCUUUAGAAGAUUCUCCCUUAAAGUCUAAGUUUGUGGCUGGUUUCGUUAUGAUUGACGCCGGCUCCAGUGGAUUGGCAUUUGACUUUGACAACCUGUUCCAAGAUUCCUAUUCUAUGUUCCAAACUGCCCUGUAAUCUUUAGUGUUUGGGAAUCUUUGGUUUCUUCGGUCUUGUGGUGGUUGGACAGUUCAACCUGAUCUAUACUAUCUGAUCAAGAGGAGCCUUCUUGUGCAUUUGUUUCAAUCUGAGGAAAUGGGGGGUUGUUUCUCAACUAGUAGUCAGAGUAGUUGCAGUAGCACGAGCAACGGAGAGAUUAUUUCUCCCUCUUGUCUACCCCUCCGGUUUUUCAGUAGAAACAGAAAUCGGAAAACAUAUUCCGACCAUGUCACCACGUUGCAGCAUCUGUCCUCCAUUCCUAACCGGAGAUUCACAAAUGGGAAGAGCCGAACUUCUUGUGUAUUCACACAGCAAGGGCGCAAGGGUAUAAACCAGGAUGCAAUGAUUGUGUGGGAAGAUUUCAUGCCAGAAGAUGUGACUUUCUGUGGUGUAUUUGAUGGCCACGGUCCACACGGCCAUCUUGUUGCACGGAAAGUAAGGGAGGCAUUGCCUGUGAAACUAUUGUCAUUCUUGAAUUCUUCCGAAUUGAAGCAAAAUGGGUCUAGCACUAGUUGUUGCUCGGGGAAUCAUAAAUCAGAUGGAGGUGAUCGUGAACAGGGUGGCUCUAAAGAUGAUAAGGUGGAUUUGCUAUGGAGAGAAGCUUUUCUGAAAUCAUAUAAAGCCAUGGACAAGGAGCUUAGGUCCCACCCUAACUUGGACUCCUUUUGCAGUGGUAGCACCGCUGUAACCAUAGUGAAGCAGGGUUCAAACCUUUACAUGGGAAACAUUGGGGAUUCUCGGGCGAUCUUGGGAUCUAUGGACAGUAACAAUUCCAUGGUGGCAACUCAAUUGACUGUUGAUCUGAAGCCCGAUUUGCCAAGGGAAGCUGAAAGGAUUAAACGGUGUAGAGGAAGGGUCUUCGCAUUGCAAGAUGAGCCUGAAGUGCCAAGAGUUUGGCUGCCAUUUGAUGAUGCACCUGGCUUAGCAAUGGCUCGGGCAUUUGGAGACUUCUGCUUAAAGGAGUAUGGGGUGAUCUCUAUUCCGGAAUUCUCCCACUGGAGUCUUACGGAACGAGAUAAGUUCAUUGUUCUUGCUUCUGAUGGGGUUUGGGAUGUAUUAAGUAACGAUGAUGUGGUUAAGACGGUAUCAUUUGCUCCAACCCGGUCCUCAGCUGCAAGACUCUUGGUCGAGGCAGCAGCGCGCGAAUGGAAAACCAAAUACCCAACAUCCAAAAUAGACGACUGCGCAGUAGUUUGCUUAUUUUUGGACGGGAAAAUCGACUCUGAAUCCGAUUACGAGGAACAAGGGCUCUCUUCCGCGACUCUCCCAAGCAAUCAUUGCGGGAAUGCAGCGGAAUCAGAUGACGGCCAGAACUCCGAGCCAUCUUUGCAGAGAAAUUUCACAGUCCGGUCGUCCGAAGAAAGCGAUCACUACAAACAAACACCAACAGGAGAAAAUGGGGAAACGGAAGCCGUGGUUGGUGAAGAACAGAGUUGGUCGGGUCUGGAAGGUGUUACGCGAGUCAACUCGCUUGUUCAACUUCCCAGAUUUCCUGAGGAAAGACCAAAAACUUGAGCUUUUGUAAUUUAUGGGAAACUGCUGGAUUAGCAGUCUUUUUUUCAACCUCACAAAAUCCAGGCAAUUGGAGCUUGUUUGUACUGGUGGCAUUCUGUUGAAAGCUAGAGAAAGUGUUUUGCUAUUGCUUCA